GUCCGUCCGUCGUGGGCAUCAGCCUGUCUGUCUUGUCUGUUGGUGGGUCCUUUCACGCCAUCUGUCGAUCAUAUCGAUCAUACCACCAUCCGUCCACCCUGUCCAUCCAUCCAGUCCAUCUUGCCUCUCACGGCACGCCAACUAGCGUCAUCACAUCCCUCAGUCAGGGCGUGAGAGGCCUCCGAAGUCAGGUCGUCCUCAUCGAAUCGUGCUGCUGUCUGUGUGGUCUGGCGGGCUGUCACCUCUGCAAUCAGCCAAAGACACACACGGCACAGCCAACAUGAAUAGGGUGCACUGACGAAGGAGGGAAGGGAUGGAAGCCGAGUUCAUGAGUGUCUCAUGCACCUACGCCUGUCAGAGUCGAAGGCCGUACGUCGGUUGAUUCUCUCGUGGACCUGGUUGGUAGGCCGGCUAACCAUCUGGCCGUUGCUCCCCCAUUCAGCCCCUACAUUCAACCAGAACAGACACAACACAAUCGACAUGAGGGAGGUACACCGGGCAGAGGUGGAAUGGAGACACGGCGUGGCAUGGCGUGGCUGUCUCACGUCCGUCAGUGUUGGCCUCUAUGCCCACCCACCCCCGACCUCCUGCCGCGUUGCGAUACUCCCAGUGGGGCCCCUCGCCGUGGCGCUCAUAGGCCAAUCCACAGCCGCCAUGCGCUUCGAUCGUGGUGGUUUUGGUGCUCCGCUGUGGCGCGUACUUGUUGUUGUCCUUCUCGUUGUGGGGCCCUCGCAUCAGUCCGAUGCCGAGACGGACCAGCUCCUGCGGUCCAACCACCAUGCCGUCAUAUAGUGCGUUGGCGAAGCGUGCACCGAAACUCCCGCACUGCUCCCGCCAUUGGGGCUGCUCCGCUCUCUCUGCCUCCCACCGAUCCCGCUGCGCCAUGACACGCUUCUGGGCUCGCUGUUGCUCCUGCGCUCGUGUCUCCUCGAUGAUGCGGCGCUCCCGCUGUGCCAUGGCACGGUUCUGCCAAGCCUUCUGGGCUCGUUGCUGCUGUUCCGUUUGCUGCCAGAUCCGUACUCCCUCUCUCACUUCUGCCAGCCGCUCCGUUUCUUCAGUCCAGCGCUGAGGAUCUUCCCACGGCCGCACGGUGAGAGUCGCAAAGGAGCCAGGAUACUUCUGCUUCAGGGCCUUCUCGAUCUUUACGAGGUCGUCCUGAAGCUUGGCUGUCGAUGCGGGAUUGGCACACGUUGUGUAGCCCUCAGUCAGGGCGUGAGAGGCCUCCGAAGUCAGGUCGUCCUCAUCGAAUCGUACUGCUGUCUGUGUGGUCUGGCGGGCUGUCACCUCUGCAAUCAGCCAAAGACACACACGGCACAGCCAACAUGAAUAGGGUGCACUGACGAAGGAGGGAAGGGAUGGAAGCCGACUUCAUGAGUGUCUCAUGCACUUACGCCUGUCAGAGUCGAAGGCCGUACGUCGGUUGGUUCUCUCGUGGACCUGGUUGGUAGGCCGGCUAACCAUCUGGCCGUUGCUCCCCCAUUCCCCCUUCUCCUUCGCUGCUUGGGGCUCAGCCGUUUUACUUGCAAACGCGUCCGGGUAUUCCCGCCUCAUGGUCGUGUCGUUGGUGGAUAUCGUUGGAAACAUUUG
Messenger RNA from Vitrella brassicaformis, 1587 nucleotides. The record is from the annotation of a GenBank genome assembly. Lineage: Eukaryota; Vitrellaceae.